GGCCGGUACCCUUUUUCUAAUUUUAAAAGACAUUAAGACUGGUUCACAAAGUGAUAAAGGGCGGCAUUCAGCAAUCAAAUAAGCCACCCUUAGCUCUACUGCCUCUUUCCUGGAACUACUUUGGGCAGCUUCCAGGUGCUAAGGAACCCUUCUACAGGAACACCAUCUCUUUCAGAGAUCAGGCUAAGUCACCGGUGUGAAGUUCGGAGUCGGUCCCACCGGUGUCAGAGUCGCCGCCCCGCCUCGAGAUGGCCGUCUGUGUGGCGGUGAUUGGUAAGGAGAACGCGCCGCUGUACCUGCUGACGGCCGACCCGGCCGCCGAGCUGCAGUUCCACUACACCGUGCACACGGCCCUGGACGUGGUCGAGGAGAAGCUAGCCGCCACCGGGAAGACGGCCGCCGACAGCCGCGAGCUCUACCUGGGCGCGCUCUACUCCACCGAGGAGCACCGCGUGUUCGGCUACGCCACCAACACCAAGAUCAAGUUCAUCAUCGUGGUGGAGGCGGCCAACGUGUCGAUCCGCGACAACGAGAUCCGCACCAUGUUCCGGCGGCUGCACGCCGCCUACACGGACAUGGUGUGCAACCCGUUCUACCUGCCGGCGCGGCCCAUCACGGCGCGUGCCUUCGACCGCACCGUCCGACAGAUGGUGACGGGCGCCAGCUGAGCGCCGUGCCGUGCGGGAGCUGAGCGGUAACGGGUGCAGAGCCACCAGCCAGGCUAUUGUGCCUGCGUCGGAGCUGAGCGGUAACGGGUGCAGAGCCACCAGUCAGUCUACCGUGGCCGAGUGACCCAUGGCUGACCUGGGCUGAUUCCAUGGUGUUAUAUCUAUCUAUCCGUGAAGCGGUUUCAGCAGCGGCUGAGUGACGAUUCGUGCGCUGAAUACCGUGACAUUCCAGGGACAUCACGGUUGUGCUCGAGGGACGAACUUCGCUUGCGCCACGGGCGAGGCAGGUGUGCCCCUGAGGGUGAGGGGGCGCGGAGUGCCCCAUAGUGAGCGUAAAGUGGAAACCUCCAUCCAAGGUGCAGGCACUCGGUGAGUUUUGGAUAGCUGCUGUUGUUUUACUGAGCUCUAGCAGUACUGUAAGUGAGUGAACAUUGCUAUUAACUAAUGUCGCAACAUGUAUGGAUGAUUUCCACACUAGGCCUGACAGUUGACAUAGGGUAACUAGUUAUUGUUAAUUUCUUUGAAUUGAAUGUUGUCAUGACUGGUAAAAUUAUGACAUUUUUAUGAUAAGUACCGUUUCCCCCGAUGAAUGAAUUUACUACACCGGUUGCCAGCGUUGCCGGGAACAGAGUCGUUUCUGGUUUCAUGGGUUGUCUUCAGUUAGGUACUUAUGUAACCCUAUAUACAGGCUAUCUACGUCGCCAAUAUACAGGCUCAUCAUC
Molecule: messenger RNA, 1390 nt
Organism: Amphibalanus amphitrite
Lineage: Eukaryota; Metazoa; Arthropoda; Thecostraca; Balanomorpha; Balanidae
Product: trafficking protein particle complex subunit 2-like protein
Exons: 2
Coding region: 249-668 (139 amino acids)
Biological process (GO): endoplasmic reticulum to Golgi vesicle-mediated transport
Cellular component (GO): cytoplasm; TRAPP complex; nucleus
Source: RefSeq, a predicted model, not a curated record